GUACAUAACCGGGUAUUCGGUACUUUACCUUUCAAUUGUAAAAAGUACUCAGUAUUUCAAGCAGAAAAUGCCAAUAACUGGUGGAAUUGCUGCACCGAAGAUUAUACCUUUAAAAGCAGAAGAUAGAGAAGGUCCACAAGGUUGUAUUGAUACACAAACCUUCAUUGAAAUUGUUUCAGAAACACCGAAUGCACGACUGUAUUUCACAACAAAUGGAAGUAAUCCAAAUCCAUGGAAAAGGAAAAUAGCUGGUCGUGAAGUGACAUUUGUCUAUAAAGCACCAUUUGCCCUCCGUUCAGGUAGAAGAGUUGUUAAAGCCAUGGCUGUUCACAGUAUAACAAAUGUUGAAAGUCAUACUGUUACACGAAAAUUCAACGUACUGGAGGCUAGUACAGAGUAUAAACAACAAAAGUUGAACAAGCAGUCUAAUGUAGAUGGUGAGGAGGAUAAUACAAGUGAUGUCAUAGAUAUGCUUGACAAUUAUGAUGUCAAUAAUGAUGAUGAUGAUGAUGAAGAUUACAAUGAUGGUAAUGUUUAUAGUCCAGCAGUUAUACGAAGGCGUAACGAUGAAUUCACUGAUGAUGUAAUCGAAAAUUUUAUGCGCAGAAAUGCAGAUCAAGGUUUUGCUGCUACAAAUCAUUCAGGUACACAAAUCAACCUUUGGGGACAAAUGCCAGGUUUAAAUUGGGAUGUACGUACACCGAAUUCAGCCAAUAUUUCUGGUUCAUAUCCAUUAUUGAACAAUAAUAGUUUACCAUUUUGGUCAUCACAACUAACAAAUAUGGAGAAUUUUGUAAGUCCACAACAACUGAGUACAAUAGCCAAUCAUUUAACUCAAUGUAUAGAUCAAACACGUCAUAUGACAGUGGCAGAAGUUCGUGACCUUGUACAACAAUUGACAGACAAAUUUACUGCAAAACACAAUGAUGUCAUCAAUUUACAAAGUCAACCAUUGUUGGCUAUUAGUCAAGGAAUGGGCAAUGUGAAUGAGCAAGUAGAACAUGUAAAAGGACAUUUGAUUGAAUAUACCAAGAAGGAUAUACAGUUUGCCAAAAUUCUAUCUCAAGCUAAAAUGGGCAGUGUGAUUUCUGCUGAUUUUGAUGAGAAUGAAGACAGUUUCUUAUUAACCAUCCAACUUGAUAAACCAAUUAAAGCUAGGCGUCUUUCUAAAACUCCUCACGGCUCUAUUGAGAAACCAAGUCAAAAUCAACUAAAAGUAUCCCCGAAAAUAGUCACACCUACCAAACCAAACUCUUCUAACAAUGAAAGUAUCACCAAUUCACCUGAAAAGACAAGUCAAGCGGAUAGUAUUUCUGAAGAAAGCAAACCAGAGCCGAAAGAUAUGUCCUCUCAUGAUCGUUACCGUGAAGUUGAAGAGUAUCCGCUAGAAGCAACUUUAAAACCAUCAGCUAAUUUUGAUGUUGAUAAAGAUUGUGAAGGUCUACAUCAAGCUAUGGCUGGAAUGCAUACUAAUGAAAAAGUGAUCAUUUCAAUUAUGGGUCAUAGAUCAUCUGAUCAACGAGUAACUAUAGUACAAACAUAUAAAUCAACAUUUGGUAAAGAUUUGACUUCGAAAUUUAAAUCUGAAUUGAGUGGUAACUUCUAUGAUUGUAUAGAAGCGUUGUGUUAUUCUCCAGUUGAAUUUGAUGCUCGUGAACUCCGUCGAUCUGUAAAAGGUGCUGGUACUGAUGAAGAUGCCUUGAUUGAAAUUUUAUGCUCUCGAACAAAUGCACAAAUAAAACAGAUCAAAGAGACUUAUGCUAAAAUAUUCCCUAAUCGUGAUCUGGAAAAUGAUGUAAAAAAUGAUACAUCACGUCACUUCAAACGUGUAUGUGUUGCUCUUUUACAAGCUAACAGAGAUGAAUCAAAACAAGUGGAUACAGAACUUGCUCGAAGAGAUGCAGAGAGUUUAUAUAGAGCAGGUGAACAAAAAUUGGGAACUGAUGAAUCUAAAUUUAUUCAAGUAUUGGUUUCACGAUCAUUUGCUCAUUUACGUUUGGUAUUUGAAGAAUAUUCAACAAUUGGUAAAAAAAAUAUUGAAGAUACAUUAAAAGCAGAAAUGCAUGGUGAUACACUUCAUUCAUUCUUGUCUAUUGUUUCUUGUAUCCAAAAUAAACCAAAAUACUUUGCUGAGAAAUUAUUAAAAUCUAUGAAACGCUUGGGAACUAACAACAGAACACUAAUUAGAAUAAUUGUAUCACGUUGUGAAAUCGAUUUGGGUAUAAUCAAGAAAGAAUUCCUUAGUUUGACUGGCAAAACACUGGAGUCUUAUAUAAGUGAUGAAACAAGUGGUGAUUUCCGUUCAAUUCUGUUGGCAUUAGUUGGAGCCUAAAUGUUUCAUUCACACUCUAAUCUAUUGCAUACAAAUAAUAAGAGACGCACAAAAUGACACUUUUUUCUAAUCUGUGAUAAUCUUCUAUUAUACAUAUCUAUAGAUUUCAUUCCUAUUUAUCAUAAAAGUGUGAUUUUUGUCAA
Molecule: messenger RNA, 2475 nt
Organism: Heterobilharzia americana
Lineage: Eukaryota; Metazoa; Platyhelminthes; Trematoda; Strigeidida; Schistosomatidae
Source: the annotation of a GenBank genome assembly